AUGCAGUUACACAAACUGUUGUUCAACCCAGUUCACCAUUAUAACCCCAAGUUCAUCCCAGUGCACCAUUAUAUAACCAAGUUCACCCCAGUGCACCAAUAUAAAAUCAAGUUCACCACAGUGCACCAUUAUAAAACCAAGUUCACCCCAGUGCACCAUUAUAACCCCAAGUUCACCCCAGUGCACCAAUAUUACCCAAAGUUCACUCCAGUGCUCCAUUAUCGCACCAAGUUCACCCCAGUGCACCAUCAUGAAACCAAGUUCACCCAGUGCACCAUAAUAACCCUAAGUUCACCCCAGUGCACCAUUAUCACCCAAGUGCACCAGUAUUACCCAAAGUUCCCCCAAGUUCACCAUUAUAAAACCAAGUUCACCCCAGUGCACCAUUUUAACCCCAAGUUCACCCCAGUGCACCAUUAUAGCCCCAAGUUCACCCCAGUGCACCAUUAUAACCCCAAGUUCACUUCAGUGCACCAAUGUUACCCCAAGUUCACCCAAGUGCACCAUUAUAAAACGAAGUUUGACCCAGUGCAGCAGUAUUACCCAAAGUUCACCCAAGUGCACCAUUAUAAAACCAAGUUAACCCCAGUGCAUCAUCAUAAAACCAAGUUCGAUCCAGUGCACCAGUAUUACUCAAAGUUCAUCCCGAUGCACCAUUAUAGCCCCAUGUUCAUUGCAGUGCACCAUUGUAACCCCAAGUUUACGCCAGUGCACCAUUAUAACCCCAAGUUCACCCAAGCGCACCAUUUUAACCCCAAGUUCACCCCAGUGCACCAAUAUAAGUCCAAGUUCAUCUCAGUGCACCAAUGUUACCCUAAGUUCACCCAAGUGCACCAUUAUAAAACCAAGUUUGAGCCAGUGCACCAGUAUUACCCAAAAUUCACCUAA
Dreissena polymorpha is the source of this 888-nucleotide messenger RNA. RefSeq lists its product as uncharacterized. The coding region runs from base 1 to 888 and encodes 295 amino acids. NCBI's taxonomy places the organism in Eukaryota, Metazoa, Mollusca, Bivalvia, Myida, Dreissenidae. The transcript is spliced from 2 exons. The record is from RefSeq and is a predicted model, not a curated record.